AAGAAAAUUAGAUCUAACCUCACGCUGUAUUCAAACGUUGUCUUAUUUAUUUAGAUAAUUUUUGCGAUAAGUGAACCAAUUUUCCAGUUUAUUGCAUGUUCUCCACAAAGUAAAAAUAUCAUUGUACUGUUUGGUGUUGAAGUUCCUUGCCGGCUGAAGACGUUUGGUGGUGCAUUAGAUAUGCGAAAAAAAUUGUGUUUUGUGCGUGCAGUCGAUGCGGAAAAAAUUGUAUUUUAAUGUCCACCUAUCAAUAAAUGGAAAACGAGCAUAUAAAUUCACCAGCAUCAGCUGCAAGAGAAGCAUCAGUGGAUUAAAAUUUCAAACCUGAUAAGAGGUUUUCAAUAUUGUGGACUGUGUGUAGAAGGCACAAUAUUCGGAAGGUUACUUUCGAUUGAUAACACGUUCUCGCACAUAAUCCGAGUAAUAUAGAAGGAGGUGGGUGCGGUGUUGAUGGCGAGAAACUCCAUUCGUAGAUUAUAUUAUUUUAUACUUUGAUAGCGAGGAAAAAAAGAAGAACGCGACUGGAAGUAAACCCAAAAGGAAGUCGUUCGAAUUCGGUCUGCCGGGACUUGUUAGGUAAUGUGCAACAUGAUUGAAACGACAGAUAAGAGCAAUGACAAUAUUAUCGAAGAGGAGGAUGAUUCGAAGCUGCCGAUCAGUUUCAUCUACGCCCGCCAUUUGAGUAAAAUAGAAGGAAUCAAUUGUACGACGCAAAGCUGGCGAGUAAAGGAGCGCAUGAAAACCGUCAGUGUUGCACUGGUCCUGUGUCUCAAUGUUGGUGUGGAUCCUCCGGACGUAGUUAAAAUACAGCCCUGUUCCAGGCUGGAAUGUUGGAUCGAUCCUUCGUCGGUGUCGCCGCAAAAAGCAAUGGAACUGAUUGGCAACAAUUUACAAAAACAAUAUGAACGGUGGCAACCGCGAGCACGCUACAAGCAUUCACUAGAUCCGACGGUAGAUGACGUAAAAAAGCUAUGCACUUCUCUGCGGAGAAACUCAAAAGAGGAACGGGUACUGUUCCACUAUAAUGGCCAUGGAGUUCCACGGCCAACGGUGAAUGGCGAAAUUUGGGUCUUUAACCGAACGUACACCCAGUACAUCCCGCUGUCAAUAUACGACCUGCAGACAUGGAUGGGAGCCCCGUCGAUCUACGUUUACGACUGCUCAAAUGCCGGGAUUAUUGUGAAUAGUUUCAAUACUUUUGCAGAGCAGCACGAGAAAGAGCUGGAACAAAUGCGUGGCGGCAGCGGGAGCACUGCUGGUCAAUGCGAUCCGGAUGCCAGUAAGAAUUCUGCUUCGCCCACGAUAGUGGGUCCAACUACUUACAAAAACUGUAUCCAAUUAGCAGCUUGCGCUGCAAAUCAGAUUUUACCUAUGAAUCCACAACUCCCGGCGGAUCUUUUUACAUCAUGCUUAACAACUCCAAUACGAAUAGCCCUCAAGUGGUUCGUUUUGCAGUCUACGUCAAAAUUAGUUCCACACGUAACAGAAGAUUUAAUUGAUCGAAUACCGGGACAACUCAACGAUCGAAGAACAAUGCUCGGUGAGCUGAAUUGGAUAUUUACGGCUAUUACGGAUACUAUAGCAUGGAACACGUUACCCCGAGAGUUGUUCCAGAAAUUAUUUCGUCAAGACUUGCUUGUGGCAAGUCUGUUUAGGAAUUUUCUACUAGCAGAAAGAAUUCUUCGCUCAUAUGACUGUACGCCAAUUUCUAGUCCUCCGCUGCCUCAAAGCUAUCGUCAUCCCAUAUGGUCUGCAUGGGACCUGGCCCUAGACUUAGCACUAUCCCAACUGCCGGAUAUCCUGGAAAAAGGAAAACGCUUCAAGCAUUCGCCGUUUUUCGAAGAACAGCUGACCGCUUUCCAGGUCUGGCUUGAGGGCAGUUCCCAGCAACGAAACCAACCUGAACAGCUACCAAUUGUGCUACAAGUGCUCCUAUCACAAGUUCAUCGAUUGCGUGCCUUGGAAUUGCUGGGACACUUCUUAGAUUUGGGUCCGGAAGAAGUAAACUUAGCCCUCAGUGUCGGAAUCUUUCCAUACGUAUUGAAACUAUUGCAAAGUUUAGCGAAAGAGCUGCGUCCGUUUUUGGUGUUUAUUUGGGCCAAAAUCCUAGCUGUGGACGGUACCUGUCAAAUCGAUCUGAUACGAGACCAGGGUCACAAAUAUUUCUUAGCUGCACUACAAGACACCAGCCCAUGUCCGGGCUUCAAAGGUAAUCACCGAGUAUAUGCAGCUUUUGUCUUAGCAAGUAUAGUUCACAAUUUUCCCAUUGGCCAAGCGAAUGCUUUGCAGGGCCAGCUGGUGUCGAUUUGUCUGGACCAGUUGAAUGAUGAAAAUUUCGUACUGAGACAAUGGUUAGCAAUUUGCUUAGGUCAUCUCUGGCAGAACUACGAACAAGCUAGAUGGUCCGGUGUCAGAGACAAUGCAAAUGAAAAGCUUUAUCCCCUGCUAAGCGAUCCAAUACCGGAAGUUCGGGCCGCGGCGGUUUAUGCUCUUGGAACGUUCAUAAGCUCCGUGCAGAAAAGAUCGGAUCACGCGAAUAACAUAGAUCGAUCAACGGCGAUGCACCUCUUCAAUACGGUUUGCAACGAUAUGAGUCCACUUGUUCGGAUGGAGCUGAUAGCCUCCCUCCAAUGGAUGGUACGAUUUUUCGAGAGUCAAUUUGUCGCCGUUUUCCUCCAGGAUUCAACUCAAUUCAAUCAUCCUUACCACAGUUUAGGGAGGAACAUCAACAUAAAACGUGUUUCCAGCUCUAGUAAUAUAAUCAAUGCCGGCAAAAAUGCCGUUAGCGUCGGAUCUAUUUAUCAAAAGCUUUGGAGUGGAUUAAACGCAUUGGCGAAGGACCCUUUCCCUGCAGUGGCUGCAAUGGCACAAACAGUCGUUGAAUAUGUUGGAAAACAAGGCUACGAGCUUGCUAAAGAAGCUACAACAUCGGAGAAGUGCGUUGGAAGUAUGAGUCUACCACCGUCUCCAAACACCAGAAUAAACUAUUUGGGUGGAGAAUCUCCUCCUCUACACGGACAUUUAAACCAGUCCACUCACCACACACCACUUCCAAGCAAGAAAAGGAUCCAUCUCAACGACAGUUCAGAACUGUCCACCUCUCAACUUCAGCUACAGACCACGGCAACACCAAACCACACAUCCCAGCAGCAAUCAAGCGAUCAGAUGCCACCUCAAACACAAACCCCUCCAGUGCAACCCCAGUCUCAACCGCAACAACAGCAAAAUGUAACACCGAUCGUCACCACAAACUACAUUGAAUGGUCGGUCAGUUUCUUCGCGCGGCCAUCAAAGUUCCUGAACGAAGGCAAACUCACCGCUAAAGAUCAGAAUUCGACCGAAUUUCUCGACCGGCAGUCAAGAUGUUUGCGGAAUCGAAUCGUUAGGGAAGAGGGCCGCGAACAACAGAGGAGAGCCGUUUUUGGACGACUGGACACGCAGAGCUGGUCCUGCCGAACGCAGCAUACUCCUACCCUGGUCAAACUCAAUCCCUACGACGAUCAGAUUGCGGUGGCUUACAAAGAUCGCGUUAUCCUCCAAGAUUGGAGCAACGAUAUAACGAGCUCGUUCAUUCCGUUCAAGCUGCAACGGUCGCAGCAGCAUCAGUCAAUCUUUCUAGAUCAGAAUCGGUUUCAGAUGAGCCCUCCACCGGUGUCGGUGUCUUCGUUGGAUUUUAUCAACGCACACGACGUCGGCCUAGUGCUAGUCGGCUAUAGUGACAGUGUAAUCCGCGUGUGGAGACCAGCGGAUGCGAACCGUGAAUCGGCCCUGGUGACUGCUUGGCAUGGUCUGUUCGAUUUCAAUUCGCCUGCCACGGCCAAGGUGGGCACGAGCGAGUUAGGUCUGGUGAUGGCGUGGCACCAGAAGACUCAGACUAUCAUGGCUGCAGGUGAAGCGAAGUACAUUCGUCUGUGGGAUGCAGAACGUGAAUCCAGAAUUUGUGAUAUCCCGAGUGGGUCGGAUACGGCGAUCAUAAAACUGUCGUGUGCACCGAAUGGAAUGUUCGCGGCUGGUUGCAAUGAUGGUAGCGUUCGAUUAUUUGAUCGACGGUGUACACCGGCGGAAGCACGGAUUGCCACAUUCCGGGAACAUUUGAAUCCAAUUCUGACAGUUUGUUUACGGGACGAUUGUGAAAGUCUGGUGUCGGCAUGUACCACCUCCACGGUUCGGUUGUACGAUAUUCGAAAAACGUCUUCAUCGGUGCAGCACUGGAAUGCAGGAUCGGAUGUUUCAGCAAUGAGCAUUCAUUCGAGUGCUGACAUUGUGGCAUGUGCCACGACCAUCAUUACCGUCUACGGUUUGGAUGGUACCAAUCUGAACACCAUCCGGUGCAAUGAAGGAUUCAUGGGGACGAAGAAAGGGGUGACGUCCUGCCUGUCGUUCCAUAAGCAUAAGAUAAGCUUAGCGGCAGGAUUUAACGAUAACACAGCAGCUGUGUUUGUUACAGAUAGAAAGUGAACAAGGGAAAGCUUCUGUGUAUGGUGAUUUGCUUGGCAAAGUGAAAGAAUCCCACUGCAACAAAUACUGGUAGCUUCGCAAUCAAUAGUCAACGCUUCUUAAAAGUUACGAUAAAUACGAAACAAA
Molecule: messenger RNA, 4584 nt
Organism: Ochlerotatus camptorhynchus
Lineage: Eukaryota; Metazoa; Arthropoda; Insecta; Diptera; Culicidae
Gene: raptor
Product: raptor
Exons: 6
Coding region: 580-4458 (1292 amino acids)
Biological process (GO): positive regulation of protein serine/threonine kinase activity; TORC1 signaling; cellular response to amino acid stimulus
Cellular component (GO): TORC1 complex; cytoplasm
Molecular function (GO): protein-macromolecule adaptor activity; protein binding
Source: RefSeq, a predicted model, not a curated record